UCCAAUCCAAACCGAUCACCACACCACUACCGCACUCAACACAAUGCCUGUAUACAGUACUAAGCAACAUAAUGGUGUACCCGGCUUGCUUACUAGUCUGACACACUAGAAACAGAAAACGGGAAGAAUUAUCGCGAGAACACGGCGUGUUUUGACGCGGCGCUGGAUGGCGCUGCGGGAUGUUUCGGAAUUUUUUUGCGGGGAGGUUUUUUCCCCCUUCGCCUACAGGUUUCUGCUCGGAUAGGACACAAGACCGCGGUCUGGACGAAGGCACACAAGGGAACAACACAAUCUAGCCAAACAGCUAACACUGCGCUUCACAAAUGCACUGUCACGCUCAGCAUCUUUCUGCCAGCAGCAUGAACACCGAGCUGCUUCACCUGGAAGGACUGCACACUCUUUCUAACAGCACAGAUGUGCUCAACAUCACACCGUGUGAACGCAGUGUGACCUCACGCCUAGGCUGAGCAGAGAUAAAAGGGUUUGACCACAAGACUGGAUGGUGAGAAGGGGCUAAAGAGUGCGCAGGCUUGGCUAAAGGUAGAUUUACUCUCCUGGACCAGAGAGAAACAAAGAGGCACGCAGACAAUCCAUGAAGGCGCUGCAAAAAGUCUAAGCCAUUUGUUGCAGUUUACGGCACUUCGUCAUUUUAUUCGAGUUGGGGACAGAUUUGUGAGAAAAAGAGCCCCUUUAACGUCCUUCUUCCUAAAAGCAGAAAGACAGCAUCAUUGUACUCUUCACAGCUGUUAACAAGGCCUCUACUCUCAGAGCAAUACACAGUGCUGCUCUAGACCCACACACUGCCCUCACAUGGGAGUGACAUAGGAGCAAGUCCACAUCAACAUCCCUGCUUUUCCUCACAGUGUCUCAACCUGUGUUUCCGUCACACAUCCAUUCACUUCUGUCAACUCGCACACUUGCAUCACCUACACUCACCCAGGAUGCCUUCCUCCUCCUGCGUGAUUGGCUGGAGAAGGAAGCAGCCUUUGUGGUGACGGGAGUGGGGCGGCAUCCAUGUCGUGGAAGCGGAACUACUUUGCGUCUGGCAGCAGCGGGCUGCAGAGCAAUUCUAACCCGGGCACCAUGAACUCCAUCGCCCCCAGCAAAGGCCUGAGCAACGAGCCGGGCCAGAACAGCUGCUUCCUCAACAGCGCGCUGCAGGUACUUUGGCACCUUGACAUCUUCCGCAGAAGCUUCCGGCAAUUGACGACACACAAGUGCAUGGAGGACUCCUGCAUCUUCUGUGCUCUUAAGAGCAUCUUUGCCCAGUUCCAGUACAGCAGUGAGAAGGUGCUGCCCUCGGAUGCCCUGCGCAGUGCUCUGGCUAAGACCUUCCAGGAUGAGCAACGCUUCCAGCUGGGCAUUAUGGACGACGCUGCCGAGUGCUUUGAGAACCUGCUCAUGCGUAUCCACUUCCAUAUUUCCGAUGAGACUAAGGAGGACAUCUGCACAGCCAAACACUGCAUCCCACACCAGAAGUUUGCUAUGACACUAUUUGAACAGUGUGUGUGUAACAGUUGCGGAGCUACUUCGGACCCUCUCCCCUUCAUUCAGAUGGUGCACUACAUCUCCACCACAUCUCUCUGUAACCAGGCCGUGCGAAUGCUUGAGUGCAGGGAGAAGCCGACCCCGGACAUGUUUGGGGAGCUUCUGCGCAACGCUAGUACCAUGGGAGACCUGCGUAACUGCCCGAGUAACUGUGGAGAAAUGUUGCGCAUUCGCCGUGUCCUGAUGAAUUCUCCUGAGAUCAUCAGCAUCGGCCUGGUGUGGGACUCGGACCACUCGGACCUGGCCGAGGAUGUCAUCCACAGCCUGGGCACAUGCUUGCGUCUGGGGGAUCUGUUCUACCGAGUAACGGAUGACCGGGCCAAGCAAUCAGAGCUCUACCUGGUGGGCAUGGUGUGUUACUACGGCAAGCAUUACUCUACAUUUUUCUUCCAAACCAAGAUACGCAAGUGGAUGUACUUUGAUGACGCCCACGUCAAAGAGAUUGGGCCCAAGUGGAAAGACGUGGUUUCGCGUUGUAUAAAGGGCCAUUACCAGCCCCUGCUUCUGCUCUAUGCUGACCCCCGUGGGACGCCUGUGGCAUCGCAAGACAUGCCCGCUGCUCAGCUGGAGCUGCACCACUGCAGCAAGGCCGGCUACGACAGCGAAGACUCCGGGAGGGAGCCGUCCAUCUCCAGCGACACACGCACAGACUCUUCCACAGACAGUUACAGUUAUAAGCACUCACGCUCACACCACGAGUCCAUGGCCUCCCAUUUUUCCUCAGAUUCUCAGGGAACUGUGGUGUGCAAUCAGGACAGCAGCGGCUCACAGAACAGCAUGGACUCUGCAGGUGAUGUCCUAAAAGAGAAGGUAGCUCCUCAGUCUCCACCACGGCCAUCCUCCGUAGGACGACUGCCCGAUUAUACGAAAGUGGGCUCGUGUGCUGGCGGAUCCGAAACCGGGCCACAUGCCAGGGACUGGGAGGACGAGAGCACCAGCAGCGAGUCCAAGUCCAGCUCCAGUGGGGGGCGCUACAGACCAUGCUGGAGGCCAAGGAGAGAAGUGCUGAACAUCGACAACAUCUUCAGCCAUGAUAGGCAACGGCUAGGCUCGAGUCCACUCCCAGAGGAUGCCAUCCCUCAGACUCCUAACGAAUCUUUCCCUGGGAUUGGAGCACACGUCAUGGACUCCACAGAGACGCAGCCCACGGAUAUAGUAGGGGGCGGGUCUAACGUAGGAAUGGGGCACCUUCCAGUCCCGGCCGCUCCACGCGGCAUGGCACAGCCACCACGGUUAAUCCAGAGGAUGGAAAGCGGCUAUGAGAGCAGUGAGAGGAACAGCAGCAGCCCCAUCAGUAUGGACAUGCCUCUCAAUGAGAACCUCAGCACCAGUGCACCCAGGGAGGCCAGCAGUAAAAGACAGAUGACGUCAGGGCCAUCCUGGCGAACAGUGCCAAAAUCCAAGAGCAGCAGUGCCAUCUUGCAAGAUAUGCGAUCGCCCAGCUGGAGCAACAGCCCUGUAAAUCUGGGGGAGGGCCGCAGUGAACUUGAUGAGCUGCAGGAGGAGGUGGCACGCAGAGCAAGGCAGCAGGAGCUCCAGAGAAAGAAGGAAAAGGAGAGAGAGGCAGCCAUGGGCUUCAAUCCCAAACCCAGCAAGUUUAUGGACCUGGAUGAACUCCAACACCAGGGGAAGGGGUGCAGUUUUAAGCACUGCCUGGCGGAGGCGGAUGCUCUGUUAGAGCAGUCGCUGCGCCUGGAGCAGGCUGGAGACCCAGCCACCGCCCUGGCACUGUUGCGGCACAUUGUGUCUAAACUAAGAUUUUCCAUGCAUGAGGGCAGUGCUAACACUCAUAGCAGGACUAUGGCUGCUGACGCCAAGCUGCAAAAAUGCAUGAGGAGAGCUCGAGGCCUACAACAGCGCAUUCAGCAGCAGCAACAACAGCAAGAGCAGCCGCAGGAGCCCGGCCGCCCACAGGGGCCUCGCAGUGAACAGCCUGGCUCGGUCCAAAUACUGCUGACAGACAAUCAGGAGGAGGUGUGGGAAGUCAAUCAAGACGCAUCCCUUGGUCUGCCACCUCCUGCCCAGACGAAGCCACUCACCUCUAAUUCACUUAAUUCACUAAAGUCACUUAACACUCCACACACUCCCAUACCUCAGCCACGUCCACAAGACCAUACUCAAGGAAAUCAGUCAAAGAAAGACACCGAAUGGGGUGGUGUGAAACUUUCCGAUGUCCUGCAGGCCUCAGGAGGGCAGAUCAGAACCAUCCAUAAGCACCUGGCCAUCUCUAUGCCAUCUCUUCCCCUGGAAUUCUGGGGUGUUCUGGAUGAAGAUGAAGAGCUUUCCCAGCACCAGCAGCCUUUAGCUUCCUCUUCUCCAUCCCCUGCUGCAUCCCUAUGGAGGGGCACUUCUGACAGCCCCCAUCCUAAUGUAGCAAACACAUUGCCUCAACCUGAGAACAGUGUAUAUGAACACCCUGGAGCCCCCAUUUGGCAACCUUUACGCAACCCUCCCUUCCCUCUCUCACCUGUGUUAUCCCGCUCCAGCCCUAGGCCCGCCCCUCCUCCUAUCACAGCUCGUCAUUGGUCCUCCUGGAGCCUGGACCGCCCCGAUGCCGUGGUCACGCCCCACGAGACCCCACCAGAUCAGAGCCAUCUCAUUAGACCUGCUAUCUCUCCACGCUCACAUGGAUGGAACGGUCCACCCUAUAGUCCAAUGAGCUCUAGGAACAAGAGUAUCAGAAAGUUUGCCAGCUCUCAAUUUGAACCAAAACUGGAGGCUGAGGCUGCAGAGUAUGAGGAGAAUGAGCUUUCAGAGCUGGACUCGCUGUAUCAGGCUAGUCUGCGAGCAGGCCGUCGUCUUAGCCCGGCCGCUGGGAAAACAGUGACUCCUGCAGCAUGGCAGCUCCUCUCUGGGGUGGGACGCUCACAGACCCCCACGGCUGAGCUGGAGAGAACUGCAUUUGGAGCACCAGGCUCUCGCAGCUCCAUUGCACACCCAGACAUGCCAGUGGAUGACAGGCAGUAUGAUCCUGAUCACCUGCGCCGCAUUGCUCGCAGUCUGAGUGGGACCGCAGUUGGACAUAGACAGGACCGUCUUGCUGUCUCACACAGCUUUGACGUGUCCAGAGGGUCACCAAGUUUCUGGCUGUGUCUAACUGGGGUCAAGCUCAGUCCAGUCCACCAGUGAAAUGUGACAGAGCUGUGCCACUGGCGUCCUGGGCAGUAGUCUUCUUGGUGUCCUAGGCCCACCUACAACACCCUCCAUCUUUAUGAUUCCUGCAAGGAUCCCUGCACAUACAAAUAAUAAGUAAUUGCUAGAAUGUUGUAACAGAGAUUAAUCCCAGUGACCCUAGCUUUUAGCUACACUAGCCCACUGGAGCACUAUCAGCUCUGGAGGGCUGGAUCCCUCUUGAAGCCCAAAAUCCUCCUGUAGCUAUAGCCCCGCCUCUGUUUCUCGGACCAUGAUGGGCUCCCAUCAUUUCCUUUAUUCAUGUGGCGUGUUGCCUACUGUGUCUUCCUUAACUAUUUCCUCUCUUUAACUUUUUUCCCCACUCAGAGUGUGGUGGGCUGCUCUGCCUUUUUCAGUGUUCAUGUAUAAUGGAUCUGGGUCAGCCUCCUCUUCCUGCCUCUGUCCUGCAUAGCAGUGUUUUAAAGUGUGUUAAAGCGUGUUUCCUUCCUGUCCACAGCAUGGUGAAGGGAAGGGCAGAGCUUAUCUUCUUCCUUGUUCAGUUCACUGAUUGGGAUAAUGUGAUGGACUAAGUAGCUGUGUGUGUGUGUGUGUGUGUGUGCGUGUGUGUGAGUUUGUGUAUGUGUGUGUGUGUGUGUGUG
Molecule: messenger RNA, 5318 nt
Organism: Ictalurus punctatus (channel catfish)
Lineage: Eukaryota; Metazoa; Chordata; Actinopteri; Siluriformes; Ictaluridae
Gene: usp54b
Product: ubiquitin specific peptidase 54b
Exons: 21
Coding region: 1015-4677 (1220 amino acids)
Biological process (GO): protein deubiquitination
Molecular function (GO): cysteine-type deubiquitinase activity
Source: RefSeq, a predicted model, not a curated record